Messenger RNA from Ciona intestinalis (vase tunicate), 2734 nucleotides. Lineage: Eukaryota; Metazoa; Chordata; Ascidiacea; Phlebobranchia; Cionidae. The record is from RefSeq and is a predicted model, not a curated record.
CAACAAAAUGAAUCUCCGUUCUACAAGCAGUGCGCCUUUUUUGUAAAAGGAAUAUUUCGUUCGGUUUUCAAUUCUGCUGCAAAAUACGGCUGAUGCAACGCGGUGAAAAUACGUUUGUUUAUUUUUAUUGUUCAAUGUAAUUGCACUUUGCUCAGAAACGUUCAUUUUUUUACCUCAAGAUUUAUUGCACCAUAGAAUAGUAAGGUUACUGCUAUAAUAUCGUAAUGUCGGUGUACUGAUACUAUAUAUAAGCAGCACGUUUUAAGAUUUAGUAACAUUCUUUUCCUUUGCAGUAUAAAAUGUCUAUAACCAGUGCAACAUUUUUCUAUAAUUCAGUGCAACAUUUUACCUGUUUUUUUUCAUUUAAAAUAGCUUUCAUUUGUCAAUUAUAAUAAAAUUUAUUGAAUUUUCUACAGGUUUAUAAAACAUGCCAUGAUUUUGUUGUAACUUGUGCAAACUGAGCUUGUUGUUAAGGUGAGCCGUUCCUAUCUGCAAAGAAACGGAAUAGAAAUCAUAUACUUUUCACAAAAACGAUAAAAUAUUUGCAAAAGUUAUCGAAAACAUGGAAAGUGUUGUAGUGGCCAAACAGAACGGUCAUGCAGUGCGAACAUUAAGUGCUGACUCGAACAGAAGUAAAAAUUCCACAUCAAGCAAAAACACUUCUGACAACCUUUUCGCGCCAACAGCUAACGACAAUGGGUUCCAUGAUGAAUAUGAUUUGGAUGAUGAUUUGCUUGGAUUAUCAAAAGAUAUCCUUGUGAGCCCAGAUGACGAUGAAUACGAUCUUUUAAUGCGACAGUUGCGACAGAGGCUGCUGGAAAACCAUGGAGAAUGUGUUUAUACCAUUGGUGAAUCAGAUACCAGUGAUGAAGUUGGAUUGUCAGAGGAAGAACUACAAGCUUCACUUGCCACCCUCAAAAGUUUGGCUGAAACUCUCAACUGUGAUUGCACGCUACUACGAGAGAGGUCAGCUGACCAAGGAAAGGUUGAGGAAUAUCUUAUCAGGAGAAGAUUUGAAGAGAAUGAUUUCCUGGAAGUCAAAGUAGCAGUGGUUGGUAACGUAGAUGCCGGCAAAUCCACGUUACUAGGCGUGUUAACCCACUGUGAGCUCGACAACGGACGAGGAUAUUCACGACAAAAACUUUUCCGCCACAAACACGAGGUCGAGUCAGGUCGCACGAGCAGCAUCGGGAACGAGAUCCUCGGGUUCAGUAGCAAUGGCUCGGUUGUCAAUCAACCCAACCCUCAUGCCGGUCAUAUAGAUUGGAGCGACAUAUGUCAACAAUCAUCUAAGGUUAUCACAUUCGUGGAUUUAGCGGGCCAUGAAAGAUAUCUUAAAACCACUGUAUUUGGAAUGACUGGUCACCUGCCCGACUUCUGUAUGCUAAUGGUUGGUAGCAAUGCUGGUAUCAUUGGAACCACCAAGGAACACUUAGGACUCGCUCUUGCAUUGAACGUACCUGUAUUUGUGGUGGUCACCAAGAUCGACAUGUGUCCCGAGAAUAUCCUACAGGAAACUUUAAAACUUCUCGUGAAGAUCCUUAAGUCGCCGGGUUGUAGAAAGAUACCUGUACUUGUGUCAACCAAAGAUGACGUCAUCGUUACGGCGACCAACUUCACUUCUGAAAGAGUUUGCCCCAUUUUCCAAAUCAGCAAUGUCACGGGACAAAAUAUCGAUUUGCUGAAAAUGUUUUUAAAUUUACUCAACUGUAGAACUAAGUUUGACGACAAGGUGUUGCCAGAGUUUCUAAUAGACGACACCUUCUCUGUCCCAGGUGUAGGGACAGUGGUGUCGGGCACAGUGAUGAAGGGAAUCAUCAAUUCUGGUGACGUGUUAUUACUUGGACCCGAUCUGUUGGGUAAGUUUGAUCCUGCUCAAGUGAAAAGCAUUCACAGGAAGAGAAUGCCGGUCAAGGAUGUGAGAGCGGGACAGACUGCUGCGUUUGCGUUGAAAAAGGUGAAACGAUCCAGUAUCCGCAAAGGAAUGGUGAUGGUUCAUCCCAAGAGCAAUCCACAAGCUGUAUGGGAGUACAUGGGAGAGGUCCUCGUGCUUCAUCAUCCCACGACUAUUAGUUCAAAAUAUCAAGCCAUGGUUCACUGUGGUAGCAUACGUCAAACAGCAAGCAUCUUACACAUGAACAAGGAACAUCUAAGGACGGGAGACAAAGCUUCCGUCCAUUUCCGUUUCUUAAAAAAUCCAGAGUUCAUUAAACCUGGCACCAAGUUUGUCUUCCGUGAAGGCAGAACCAAAGCAGUCGGGACGAUAACGGAGCUCCUUAAAGACGCUCCUGCCUACCAAAGCCACCUCAAGCGCUCAGCCAAGUUGAGGCAGCAGGGAAGGCUUGGGAUCAACACCAACACUACUGAACCCACCACUUCAAGCACCAGGAGAGGAGGGCGUCGGUGGGCAAACCGUAACCACUGCGACCCUGAACCUGAACCAACAACUUCGAAGGAAUGAACCAACUCCAUUGUAGAGUUGUUGUCGUUUUUGUUUUUACUUGACAGAUGUUUUGUUUUCGUGUCACAGUAAGUGAAGGACUGCCUGAGGUUUUACAACAAUUUAUGUUUUGUCUUGUAAACUAAAAUAGAUUUUUAUUGUUUAUGUAAUGGUGUGUAGACUUUGUCCAGGUUUUGUUGGCUUCAAAUAAAUCUCAUUGAAACUUAUUUGACAAACAUUCUUUCGAUUUCUUUGGAUUGUUUAUUAUUGUAAAUAAACCUUCUUUUGGUACAA